GAAAUAGGGCGCAAUAUUACCUAUGUGGCAAAGUGAAACUGUGAGGAAAGAUGGGACUGUGGCUGAACCCUCUCCCUCGCGGCCAGCUAGCAACUAGCGCUUGCUUCUUCGUCGCCGGAGUCUCCUUCUUCGCCGCCGGAGCUUACCUCUCUUUCCUCAACAUCGCCCCUCAGCAAGCUCGAACCAAAGCUCGUGAUGAUUUUGUCAAGGAGCGUUUGAGGAAGCGUCACCACGAUUAACGUCGAUCGGCUUCUUCCGAAUUCUGAAGACAACUAGCAUAUCUUCUUUGAAUGCCAUUAUUCUUUGGAAUGAUGGAGGAAGUUGUUUGCAUCAUUCAAUCUUCACUGGGAUUUCAGCAAUGUUUUCAAGGAGAAUGUGGCUCUGCUUAUCAUCGGUCCUUCUUUAAAAGCUCACUCACUUCAGUAAUGGACUAAUGCAAUUAAAGUAGUUUUGACAGAAAUUUGGUUUGAGAAAAAUCAACGUAUUUUUCAAGAAAAGUUUCUUCAAUGGUUUGACCGUCAUGAGAUUGCGAGUUAAAGCUUCUUAUUGGUGUUCACUUUCCAAGAAUUUUUCGGAUUAUUCUAUUCAAGAUGUUUGUUUUAAUUGAAAUGCUUUCAUUCAUUCCAUGUAAUAGUAUUUUUAGGCAUAUGGUUUUCUAUUGUAUUUGAAAUGUUCAUUUUGGGAUAUGAUGAGGAUGCUAUGGGUGUAUCAA
This is a messenger RNA of Benincasa hispida (wax gourd), 712 nucleotides long. Its product is annotated as bric-a-brac protein. Lineage: Eukaryota; Viridiplantae; Streptophyta; Magnoliopsida; Cucurbitales; Cucurbitaceae. The record is from RefSeq and is a predicted model, not a curated record.